GAAGCGGCGCUCCCAGGAUCUAACUGCGCUACACCUACUAUAGUUCAACUUCAACCGAGACAAUGCGGUCCCCAGGGACGUUCCUACUACUACUACUCCCAGCAGUCCUCGCCUUUAAACCAUCCGACUUCAAGACAUGCUCCCAGUCCGGUUUCUGUCGCAGAGGACGCGCCCUCGCAGAACGCUCACAAGAAUUAUCAUCAUGGCAUUCUCCGUACUCAAUUGAACCCCCAGAACUUAGCCCUCAUCAACCAGGCUUCACCACAAAUGUCCAUUCGUCUGUCUAUCCCAAUGUCAAAUUCGUGCUUGAUGUUAUUAUACACGAGGAGGGCAUUGUGCGCGUGCGAAUGGACGAAGAGAACGGACUGAGGAAACGAUAUAACGAAGCUACUCAGUGGGCGCUCAUUGGGGAACCUUUGUUGAGUGAUGAUGUCUUCUGGACCGUCGACAGUAAAAAAGCCAAAGCUGUUUAUGGACCAAAGAAGGAUAUGGAGCUCGUCAUCGACUUUAACCCUCUCAAAAUCACGCUUUUCCGGGGUGGUGUGGAACAGGUCGUAUUGAACGGGCGCGGUUUACUGCACAUGGAGCAUUUCAGGACAAAGGAGGACUCUAAAUUAGUUGAACAUAUCGAAGGCGAGGGACAAUCUGUCCUCCAAGUCAACUCUGCAGCAUGGUUCGAAGGCGACACCCAAGACGCCUUCUGGGACGAAACCUUCUCCUCAUGGACAGACACAAAACCCAAAGGCCCCGAAUCACUCUCCCUCGACAUAACUUUCCCCAAUCACGCCCACGUAUACGGAAUCCCCCAACAUGCCACAAACCUUUCCCUCCCAAGCACAACAGGCCCCACCGCAAGAUAUACCGACCCCUUCCGUCUCUACAAUUCAGAUGUCUUCGAAUACCUCGCCGACUCGCCGACUUCUCUCUACGGCUCGAUUCCGCUCAUGCACGCGCAUUCUGCAACGUCGACGGUGGCCGUUUUUAAUGCCAUUGCGUCGGAAACAUGGAUCGAUAUCGCUCAUGUAAAAGGUGGUGUAGAAACGCACUGGAUAUCCGAAUCUGGGAUCCUGGACGUGUUCCUACUCCCAGGCCCAACACCCACCGACGUCUUCACCCAAUACGCACAUCUGACAGGAACAGCGCCCCUCCCAGCCCACUGGUCACUCGGAUAUCACCAGUGCCGCUGGAACUAUGUCAGUUCAGACGACGUGCGCGGUGUACAGGAUAGGUUUGAUGAGGAUGAUUUUCCGGUGGAUGUCUUUUGGUUGGAUAUCGAGUAUGCGGAGGAUCACAAGUACUUUAUGUGGAAUAAGAAGACGUUCCCAGAUCCGGUGGAGAUGACGAAGGAUGUGGAGGCUGUCGAGCGAAAGAUGGUAAUCAUCGUCGACCCCCACUUAAAACGCUCAAACGACUACCCGGUAUACAAACGCGCAUCCGAACUAGAAGUCCUCGUUAAACCAAAGAACGGCGAGGGCGAAUAUGAAGGAUGGUGUUGGCCCGGCUCCAGCUCAUGGAUCGACUUUUUCCAUCCUGGUUCUUGGGACUUUUGGAUUUCACUGUUCAAGACGGAUACUAUCGAUGGUCAGUGGAGUUGGACAGAGAGCACUAACAAUGUCGGUAUUUGGAACGAUAUGAACGAGCCGUCAGUGUUCAACGGACCGGAAAUCACGAUGCCGAAAGAUAACAUCCAUUACGGUGGUUGGGAGCAUAGAGACGUGCACAACAUCAACGGAAUGCUCUUCGCAAAUCUCACAUUCCAAGCGGCAGAAGCCCGCACAGACCCCCCACGACGCCCAUUCGUCCUCACCCGCGCCUUCUACGCUGGUUCUCAGCGUUUCGGUGCGAUGUGGACCGGCGAUAAUCUUGGUACGUGGGAGCAUAUGGCUGUUGGGAUUAAGAUGGUGCUUGCGAAUGGAGUUGGGGGGAUGCCUUUUGCUGGAUCCGAUGUCGGCGGCUUCUUCGGAAACCCCGAACCUGAAAUGUUAGUGCGCUGGUACGUAGUGGGCGCAUUCUCGCCCUUCUUCCGCGCACAUGCGCAUAUCGACACGAAACGCCGAGAACCGUACCUUCUUGAGGAGCCCUACAAGAGUUUAGUGAGGGAUAUUUUGAGGUUGAGGUAUUCGAUGCUUCCUGUGUGGUAUACUGCAUUUAGGGAGACGAGUGAGAAUGGGGUUCCUAUUCUCCGGCCUCAAUAUAUUAUGUUCCCCGAGGACGAAGCUGGGUUUGGAAUUGAUGAUCAGUUUUAUGUUGGGUCGUCGGGGUUACUUGUUAAGCCUGUGACGGAGAAGGGGGUGAAGGAGGUUUCUGUGUAUAUUGCUGAGGAUCAGGUCUACUACGACUACUUCACCAACCAGCCCCACCGCCCCAAAAACCGACAGAUAACCCUCCCCGCAAACCUCGACCAAAUCCCUCUCCUCAUCCGCGGAGGCUCUAUCAUCCCCACCCGCGAACGUCCGCGCCGUUCCUCGCCACUGAUGAAACACGACCCGUUCACACUCCGCAUCGCGCUUGAUACUUCGGGCAAUGCGCGCGGGGAGGUGUAUCUUGAUGAUGGCGAGACGUAUGGGUAUGGCAGGGGGGAUGUUGUUUGGCGUGGGUUCGGUGCGGAGAGCACGAAAGGAAAGGGGAAAGGGACUGGGACGAUGCGCAUCUCGUCCGUUGAUCUUGCCGUAAGAACGCAAGUGGGUGCGUACGACCCCAAGAACGAGUUCGCGCGCAGUGUGGGGGAUGUAAGAGUGGAAAAGCUGGUCGUUCUUGGACUUGGGAAGAAGCCUUUGAGUGUUAUUUUGGAGGGCGGAAGUGAACUUGAGUGGGAAUUUGCGUCGAAGGAUGGGGCGGGGGUGUUGGUCAUCAAAGAUCCUGCAGUGCGCGUGGUGGAUGAUUGGGCUGUCGUUGUGAAGUUGGAGUGAGAUACCAUCCUAAUAUUGUUUAUAUCACUCGUGCAUUGUGAAUGUUCAUCUGCUUUCAUGUUUUCA
Molecule: messenger RNA, 2975 nt
Organism: Suillus discolor
Lineage: Eukaryota; Fungi; Basidiomycota; Agaricomycetes; Boletales; Suillaceae
Product: glycoside hydrolase family 31 protein
Exons: 8
Coding region: 63-2909 (948 amino acids)
Biological process (GO): N-glycan processing; carbohydrate metabolic process
Cellular component (GO): glucosidase II complex
Molecular function (GO): carbohydrate binding; alpha-glucosidase activity
Source: RefSeq, a predicted model, not a curated record